AUGAAUAUGAAAAAUUACUCAACACAUUUAGAUUUAAAUAGGGAGGGGAUAACUAAAAAGAGAAUCUGCGCAAUCCCUAUUCUUCUCAAACUUUUUACCAUGUUAUAUCUCAUUUUUUUAUUUUUUCUUUUAGAAUGCUUAUCCAAACAGGAAAUUCUGUGUAUCUAUGUGAUCAAAUUCAAUAAAGAUCAUUUAAGAAUAUUAGCAGAGAUGGAAUUAAAGGAUAAUGAUAAUCUUGCACAUAUAGAUACUUUAUCGGAAAGCUUUUUUGAAUUUCUUAAAAAAGAGGAAAUUUCUUUAAAAAGCCGUGCAUUUCAAAAGUGGGAAGAAAUGUGUUUUUUUGAAUAUAUAAGAUGUUCUCUACAUGGAAGAUCAUGGGAAGAAGAUAAAUUCCAAAAGUGGUAUGAUCAAAUGCAAAGAGACAUAGAUGAUUUUCGUGCUAAUGCUGUUGAUGAAUAUAAGAAGUUAAAGGAGAACUCUUCUACGGAUGAAGAAUGUUCUAAAUUUUUUAUUAUGAAAAAAAAGGAAUGGACAAAAUAUAAAGAUAGUACAUAUAAAUUAUUUAAGAAAUACGUAAAAGACUGCAAAAAAGAGUGGGAUAAGAAACGAAAUAAAAAAAAAACGAAGAGCGGGAUGGGAAACAAAAUGAAAGGAAAACCAAGAGCGAGGCGAGAAACGAAAUAA
This is a messenger RNA of Plasmodium relictum, 684 nucleotides long. Its product is annotated as Plasmodium exported protein, unknown function. Lineage: Eukaryota; Apicomplexa; Aconoidasida; Haemosporida; Plasmodiidae. Bases 1 to 684 code for a protein of 227 amino acids. The record is from RefSeq and is a predicted model, not a curated record. The transcript is spliced from 2 exons.